Molecule: messenger RNA, 2636 nt
Organism: Neoarius graeffei (lesser salmon catfish)
Lineage: Eukaryota; Metazoa; Chordata; Actinopteri; Siluriformes; Ariidae
Gene: gnb2
Product: guanine nucleotide binding protein (G protein), beta polypeptide 2
Exons: 10
Coding region: 893-1915 (340 amino acids)
Biological process (GO): G protein-coupled receptor signaling pathway
Cellular component (GO): heterotrimeric G-protein complex; cytoplasm
Molecular function (GO): signaling receptor complex adaptor activity; protein binding
Source: RefSeq, a predicted model, not a curated record
UCUGUAUAAAAUGGGUGUGGUCGAAUCUCACCAUAUGAGACGUUGGAGGAUAUUUUACACACCGAAUCGUGAGUUUGUUUGUUUGAAAUUGUGCAAGUUAGAGGAUUUAUAGGCGCGCGCGCGCUAAUUCGGGGUGUCAGAAGGGCAUUGAUCGUUUCCCUGAAAUCUGUCCGGCUGGGGGGUUGGUGGGUUGGUUGGUUGCGGUUUGACACUGGAGAACUUAUGGGUGGUUUGUGCGCACCACCGGGGAGAUAGCCAAGAUUAAAAAAACAACAAAACCAAACAAACAAACAAAAAAAAGCAACAUUGUUGUUAUUGAUAUUAUUUACCUUGGCGCGCACGCAGCAUCCGUGCUUUGCGGUUUGAUUUGAAUAAUUCAUUCCGCGCAACGAAACACGAGAGAGAGAGGGAGAGGGAGAGAGGGAGAAGCACAGCCCAAACAGCAGAGAAAGGACGGACGGACGGACGAGGGUUUUAUUUCAAACCUCAUCUUCAUUUUGGAUUUCUUGUCUCCUGAGAAAAGAACAUUUUUGCGCAAAAGCCCAUCUCCAAGCUUUAUUGAUUAAAGAGACACCAAAACAAGCGGACACGCACACAGUCCUGGUGUGGGUUUGUGAUCUUCAGGUCCCAUUUGGAGAAAUGCAGUGAUUUAGAUUUUCUGCCCAAUUUAAAAAAAUAAUAAUAAUUUUUUUGGAGGCCUGAUUCACGGCCAUCAUGUGCGUGCGGCUCUGAACAGCUAUUUAUCAAGGACGAAGAGCCCGGACUGAAGCACUUCCUUCCUUCCUUCCUUCCUCACGCUCAGCUCUGGAGUGUUCCUGUACUGAGGCCGACAAGCUUCACGAACAGGUGGUUGCAGAAGUGACUGAGGUUAAAGAUCAAAGGUCAUUUCAAGAUGAGUGAGCUGGAGCAGCUUCGACAGGAGGCUGAGCAGCUGAAGAACCAGAUUCGAGAUGCAAGGAAAGCAUGUGGAGACUCUACACUUACUCAGAUAACAGCGGGACUGGACCCAGUGGGUAGGAUUCAGAUGCGGACAAGACGUACUCUCAGAGGUCAUUUAGCUAAAAUCUACGCCAUGCACUGGGGCUCCGACUCCAGGCUUCUGGUCAGUGCUUCACAAGAUGGCAAACUCAUCAUCUGGGACAGUUACACCACUAACAAGAUCCACGCCAUCCCGCUACGUUCAUCAUGGGUGAUGACAUGUGCUUAUGCUCCGUCUGGAAACUUCGUAGCCUGCGGUGGUCUGGACAACAUCUGCUCCAUUUACAGCCUGAAGACCCGCGAGGGCAACGUGCGAGUCAGCCGAGAACUCCCUGGACACACAGGUUACCUUUCCUGCUGUCGCUUCAUCGAUGACAAUCAGAUCAUCACGAGUUCUGGAGAUACCACCUGUGCUCUGUGGGACAUCGAGACAGGCCAGCAGACCACGCUGUUCUCAGGUCACAGCGGAGACGUGAUGAGUUUGUCUUUGUCUCCGGAUUCGCGCACGUUCAUUUCAGGCGCGUGCGACGCCUCGAUCAAGCUGUGGGACGUCAGAGACAGCAUGUGUAGACAGACGUUUACGGGCCACGAGUCCGACAUCAACGCUGUGUGUUUCUUCCCCAGCGGCAGUGCAUUUGCCACAGGCUCAGACGACGCCACGUGCCGCCUGUUUGACCUGCGUGCGGAUCAAGAGCUCGGUCUUUACUCGCACGACAACAUCAUCUGCGGCAUCACGUCUGUGGCGUUCUCGCGCUCGGGCCGCUUGCUGCUCGCCGGCUACGAUGACUUCAACUGCAACAUCUGGGAUGCCAUGAAAGGGGACCGUGCAGGAGUCCUGGCCGGGCAUGAUAAUCGCGUGAGCUGUCUUGGCGUGACCGAUGACGGCAUGGCUGUGUGUACUGGCUCCUGGGACAGCUUCCUCAAGAUCUGGAACUGACAUCUCUCUCUCACACACACAUACAUGCACACUACCACACACACACACUGUAUGCCUGUUUUACUGUAUAUAUACAUACACACACACACACACACACACACACACAUGCACAAACUUUGACGCAUAUUGUAUAUAAUAUAUUAUGCCAACUAGGUAUCUUGAGUUUACUAUGGUAAUUGCUUUGUAUACAUAACCACACCUGAAUCUGUACACCAGUAACUGUGGAUGCAGGUCACAGGUUUGACCCACUGAAACUAAACACGAAUGUUCCUUCUUUUUCUCUCUCUCUCUCUCUGUAUAUGCUUGCAGAGAACUUACACAACGUAGAAUAUACAAACGCUUAAAGGUAGACUGCCGUUCAGAUUUUCCAAGUUUAGGUCAUUAAAAAUGUCCUUGACACCCAAUUAUUUUUGUUUAGUGGACUGAAAGCUACCGAAUUCAAAUCACAGACUUCCAAUUUUUAGUUUUUUUUUUUUGAAUACAGUCCCUGACAAAAGUCUUGUCGCUUGGGUACAAGUUGACCUUAAGUGCCCCUCAAAUAUAUGUAAUCAAAUUUUUUUUUUUACAAGAAAUGGCCAGGGGGCGGCACGGUGGUGUAGUGGUUAGCGCUGUCGCCUCACAGCAAGAAGGUCCGGGUUCGAGCCCCGGGGCCGGCGAGGGCCUUUCUGUGUGGAGUUUGCAUGUUCUCCCCGUGUCCGCGUGGGUUUCCUCCGGGUGCUCC